Molecule: messenger RNA, 1361 nt
Organism: Acanthaster planci (crown-of-thorns starfish)
Lineage: Eukaryota; Metazoa; Echinodermata; Asteroidea; Valvatida; Acanthasteridae
Product: melatonin receptor type 1B-B-like
Biological process (GO): G protein-coupled receptor signaling pathway
Cellular component (GO): membrane
Molecular function (GO): G protein-coupled receptor activity
Source: RefSeq, a predicted model, not a curated record
AUGAACCUCUGAACUUCACAAUAUAAAUGGACUUGAUUUUUCUCGUUAGGAAGAGAAUUUAAUAUGUAACCUGGCAGCAAUCAGAGAUAUAAACAUAGAAGAUUGCCCACAACCGUGAGUCAAGCACCCUGAAUAAACUUGAGGCAAGCACAGGUGACAAUCAUGGAUACGAAGUCUACACUUGUCUUUAUUAAAGCACUCAAUAUUUCGGACGACAGUUUUACUAACUGUGCCAGUGCUGUCGCUAUAUCCACCCUGGACAACAUGACAGAGAUGUCAUUAAAAAACCAUUCGAUGAGUGCGUCUUUACAAACCUACCCGGAGCGAGUUGUAGUGGCUGUUUUUAUUUUCCUGAUUUCACUGACCAGUAUCACUGGCAACACCAUGGUCAUCUUGUCCGUGACGUUCAGUCAGAAGCUACGAACAUCCACCAACGUCUUCGUGGUCAGUCUCAGCGUGGCUGAUCUACUGGCAGGGUUUGCAGCACCAAUGAGUACUGUCGGUUUGCUAACUCCUGGGGACAAAUGGCCAUUGUCUUCUGAGGUACCCUGCUCAAUCGCUGGCAGCCUUCUGUAUAUAAGCUCUGCUUCCAGUCUCUUCAACUUGGCCUCUAUCGCUCUCAAUAGAUUGAUCCUCAUAAAGCGCCCAAUGACGCUCUAUCGUAGUCUCUACAACAAGCGAAAUCUAUUCAUCAACGUAAUCAUAAACUGGAUCGUUCCAGUCUGUACUAUGUCUUUGCCUCCUUUGUUUGGCAUUGGUGGUUGGGGUUACGACGAGCAGCAUCACUCAUGCAGCGAUCGCGACACUCACCCAAACGCCAAGACUUUCGAAAUGAUUCAGACCAGUGUUUCCUAUCCUAUCCCGCUUAUCGUCAUCGUUACAAGUUACUUAGCAAUAUUCGUUCACGUGCGUCGACACUUCAAGAGACAAAAGGCUUUGCAUGGUAUCGUUGCGACUCACGUGAGUGCUACAAGCUCCACUGAAGGCUCCAGUUUUGUUGUUAUUGAGGGAGCUACCGCUGCCAAGUCUGCUCACGUGGAACGCAUCAAUCGUCAGCAGCUUGAGAUCACAAAGAAUCUCUUCACUGCUGUCUGUGCCUUCUUUAUCUGCAUCACUCCUUACUGCGUGGCACUUUUCAUCCCAAACAACGAUCGUUUCUUGCUCUUUGGUGGCUUACUAUUUUUCUGCAACAGCAUCGCCAACCCGAUUAUCUACGCUGCUAAACAUCCACAAUUCAAGAGGGUGAUGCGCUGCCUGCUGAGGUGCCAGUACUUACAGAUAGAACAGCCGUCGGACACGUUGAAAGCUCUGAUUGCCUGCGCACAGAGUCAGAAGCAAAAGCCAGCAGAAUCCUAGGCCCA